UACACCCUGAAUAAUUUGGCGGGAAAUUAUGCCUGCAUAUGGUGAAGUUGUUUUCAUUGAAGAAAUAGGGAAGAGUCGGGAUGUUGAGGGAAAAUCAGUAAGAUUGUGUGGAAGACUGGAUUAUCAUAACUUCGCCGAAUGUCGGGCAACUCUGACAGACCCACAGACGUGUACAAGUGUCGCCCUAGACACUUCUCUUGUGGAACCCUUUGAUUCCCAUCUUAGUGCAUUAUUCCAAGUCAUUGGAGAACUUGAAUACAGUGAGAAAGACGGCGCAGUUGUGUUGCGAACCCGAGUGAUUCGUUUAGUGGAUGGAAUGGACUUUAUUUUAUACCGAAAUGUGAUAACUACACAGAGGGAAUAUAUGAACUCUCGUUGACAUUUCAGUGAAUUUACUUUAAAUUUGUGGAGUUGAGAGAUUUCUACCAAGUUCCUUAUGAUAUAACAUGUUUUCUUGUCUGCAUUAAAAUUUUGAUAA
Pecten maximus is the source of this 478-nucleotide messenger RNA. Its product is annotated as CST complex subunit TEN1-like. The record is from RefSeq and is a predicted model, not a curated record. Gene Ontology annotation, cellular component: CST complex. Gene Ontology annotation, biological process: negative regulation of telomere maintenance via telomerase. The transcript is spliced from 2 exons. Gene Ontology annotation, molecular function: telomeric repeat DNA binding; telomerase inhibitor activity; single-stranded DNA binding. Lineage: Eukaryota; Metazoa; Mollusca; Bivalvia; Pectinida; Pectinidae. Bases 29 to 379 code for a protein of 116 amino acids.